CCAGAAUGCUAUACUAUGUCGAUGGUUUCCAUGUCUGGAGGUUGGAACAUGUUCGGAUCUCCAGUGGACUUUUCAUUUCGGGAGCUAAAUACAGUUUCAGAUAUGCUCUCUGAUGAACCUAAUCCAGGCGCUCGUCCGCUAAAGCGUGACUCAGAGCAGAAGAUCCUCAGCUCAACGCUCAGACUCAACAACAACUUCCUCUCAGACCUGACGGGACUGAUGGACACGCUCUCCGCUCUUUACGCUGAGCCCACACGUCUGGCCUGGCUCGACCUCUCCUUCAACGAGUUUCAACACAUCCACCCAGUUCUCACUCAACUUAAAGAGCUACGCUUGUUGUAUCUGCAUGGAAACCGUGUUUGUAAGUUGUCAGAAGUGGAUAAACUUGCUGCGUUGCCAUUUCUCCACACCAUCACUCUGCACGGCAAUCCCAUAGUGACCGAGCGUGACUACAGGGCACAUUUGAUCAGCACGCUUCCUCAUGUGAAGAUGAUUGAUUUCAGCGCCGUGACCAAACAGGAACGGGAGCUGACUUCAGUUUGGCAGAGGAGAAGAAACCCACUCAAAACCAUGAGUCACAGCAAAGUGGACUGAACCUUCUCCACCCGACAUCCUGAUGUGGAGAUAUAGCUAUGGUUUGAUCUACUACAGAGAGGCUAACUCUAAAUCUAGUAGUAAAAUAGUAGUAGAGGAUGAGUUGCUUUGGUCAGUGUUUCUUCAUUAUUGUUGAUA
Molecule: messenger RNA, 732 nt
Organism: Carassius auratus (goldfish)
Lineage: Eukaryota; Metazoa; Chordata; Actinopteri; Cypriniformes; Cyprinidae
Product: leucine-rich repeat-containing protein 51-like
Exons: 5
Coding region: 16-594 (192 amino acids)
Molecular function (GO): protein binding
Source: RefSeq, a predicted model, not a curated record